GGGAGGCCCCAUUAGCUAAAGUGGUCUUCAGGUUAAGAACAGACGAAUUAAGUUCUUAACCAGAGGUCCCACUGUAUUCUCUUUAUAAUCAGUGUGUGUAUGCUCAGAUCCUAAAACUAAUUCAGUAGGUUUUAGAUUUGCCUAAUGUGGUUUAAGAUCAGGGCUGCCUUUCCUUUUGCACUUAACUGGAGUUUGCCAUACCCCUAUAGUAGCUAGCAAAUAUCUGUUUACAUGAAGAUCCCACAUGCAAGAUACCCCUGUCUUUGAUAGGAUCCCAUCAAAUAAGGCUUUUGAAAAGCACCAUGGGCCCUCAGCCAGAUUUUUAUAUAAGCCCUGAAACAUCUCCGCAACCAGCUCCAUAGGCUGAACAGAUGCUUGCUCUAUUAUCACCGUGGUUCAGAUAUACCAAGCAGGUAAGGGCUAACAAGAGCAAGUUUUGUUACGGGCCAAAUCUAAAGAUCCCUAAGGGAUAAUUUGAAAUUCUGGAUUACUAGUUUAUAUGGACUCCCCAUUCACUUCCCUUAGUGUUUGGCAGCAGAAAAGUGAAUACUACAUAGCCUUAUAUCUUUAAAUUUAAAAAAAAGAUGGGAAAUGAUUACAUUAAUACUUAAUUAUGAAUAUCUUUUACCCAAAUGAGUUUGUGUGAGAGAAUAGCCUUAUAUGGUUCUUCUUUAAAAACAAAAACACUCAAAAUGUGAUUUGAAAGGGUUAAAAAAUAAAUAGUACACGGUGAAGUGGGAUAACCCAGAAUUCUAUAUAAUUAUGAUUCCGCCAAAAGUAACAAUUACUCAAACACGAAAACAAGUACCGGUAUUUGUUGUUUACUUCUUGCGGACACCUGCUAGUUAAUCCUGAAUGAGUCAUAGUUACUGUAUUUUAGGUAUUUUAAAUGUUCUGCUUCACCACUAAGCUUAGAGCAAGUAAAGAGCACAUAAGGUUUGCUGCCCCUAAAUCUACUCUUUAAGAUACAGUGGUACCUCGGUUUAAGAACAGUUCUGUUUACAAAUGAUUCAGUUUACGAACUCCGCAAAACCGGAAGUAGUGUCCCAGUUUGUGAACUUUACCUCGGUCUAAGAAUGGAAUCACAACAGUGAAAGGGCACCGGUGGUGGUAGACCUCAUAAGGGAAAGUGCGCCUUGGUUUAAGAACGGUUUCGGUUUAAGAACAGACUACCAGAACAGAUUAAGUUCGUAAACUGAGGUACCACUGUACUUCACUGGUGGGGAAAGUGAGAGACAGUGAUUGAAAGGGAAAGGCAUUUGAACGUAGGAUCAAGUCAUUCCUAUCCUUUGAAUUCGUACCACCACCACCCCCAAGCCAACCACAAUGCCUUUCUGGAAGGAGGUAAACAAUGGUGGUACCUACUUUCUUCUAAACAAAUGUUCCUGAUGUUUUUCUCCAAUUCCUAACAGUAAUCCUUUUAAAUUUUGUUUAGAAGCAAUCCUACUUCCAUGGAGGCCACCGUCAGUGGCAUUUCCAGUUUCCUUACCAGAAUUUUAAUCAAAUCGAUGAGCUCCUGGAAAGCAAACUAUAAGCUCUACAAUCCUCCUUCCGGGUCACUGAGCUCCACGAGAACUACUGGAAAGCCCAACAGAAUAAAUCAACCAAAUCUUGUGAACUGCCAAAACGGCCAGCAUGUCGAAACAACGAUGGAGAUGCUAUUCCGUGCACGAGUACAACCAGUAAGAGCCCUACCGUGGAAUCCGCAAACUGAAUUCAUUUCUGCACUGGAGAGCGAGCAAACACCUCGCCUGGCGCUCUUGCAUGUUAAUGCGUGGCUGCGUUUAAGAAUGCCCAAGGCACUCUCGCCUGUCACUUAAAUACUGUCUAGUCGGAGGCUAUCACCUCGGGUGUCUGUCUGCAAAUGGUAUACAAUGCUUGCACACCUACGUAUUCUUGUCAAAGGAAAGAAUGGCCCACGGAUGGUAGUUUUCUUUUUAAUGGAAACCACCAGUGUGAGAAAAAUUCAGCCUGUUUUGUAAAAAGACCCGGAAAUGCUGGAUUGAUGGUUCCAGCUUUUAACUACUUUUUUGCUCUUUCUAAAGCAGCAUUGCGUAGUAACAUGGCAUUCCUAAUCAGGUUUGCGGAGGGAAGACUCUCAACUUUUGCCAGUUCACCGCUGAUAUGUCAAGUGAAGGGCAUUCCUUGACAAAGCAAUCUUGUAUCCUGAUCUGCACCGACUGAAAGACAAGAUGCUUCAGAACAAUCCACGGAAAGGGGAGAGCCUCAAGCAGCGAUCCGCCUUCUCCACUUAUCCAGCCAGGACGCCUCGUAGGCCACACACGCCUCCCAGGGUUUUCCCGCCUCAGCUGCCUCUUCAGAAAAGCCUCCUUGCAUAACGCACCUUGCGUGCUGGCAGUUCCCCUCCCAGAAAUAUGCCUAAGCGCAUUAAUGGCGAGAAUGGAGUCAUUCAUUCAAAAGAUCAAUGAACGUACAGUAGACUCACCAAGGGCCCAUGCCACCAGAUCAAGAGAAUUCAUAUCAACUGAGCGGCUCUCUUGUUUAACGCGCAGGACAGAGAUCAGACCAUCUCACUUGGGAGGAAAAGCCACGCAUGGAGAUAUCGCCAAGGGAGGACCUAGCCACUUGGGAGUUUGAACUAAGGCCUCAGGCUGCCGGGAAAGAUCGGAUCCAUUUCUGCAUUUUGCUUAAACGGCUGCGAGAGGCUGUGGCAGGGACACGGCCGGGUGCCUUGUUACAUCGGCGCAUCCCGAGUCCCGCGAGCAACAGGGACGUCCCUCCCUUUCACCCAGGGGUGCCAACUUGAAUAAAAUACUGGGGGGUGGGGACAGGUAAGCCCCGUCCGGCAUAAUCAAUCACAAGACGCUCCGUUUGAAUGUGCACCGUUUGAAUGGCAAUGUUCAUCAGCUUCGGGGCGGGCCCCUCAACUAUUUAAUUGGGGGCGGAGAAGAUACCUCGGCCCCUAGGAGUUGGCUCCUAUGCUCCCGUCAAAGCCACGCUUUUUCGGGAGGGGGCCGCAACCCCCCCCCCCUUCUCAGCUUUAAGCGGACCUCAGUCGCAGGGAGCGCGAGAGAGCCCUUUGCAGCUGGGAGGAGGAGGAGGAAGGCUUCCCGCCACGAGGCUGCUUCUUCUUAAGGGGCCAGACGGGAACUACCAGCGGCUCCCGGAGCAGGCAACCGAGUCUGCGCCUAGAGAGCCCCGCCGGCAGCCAAGCCCCGCCCCUUCGGUUGCCUGGCAGCGGCCGCCGCUGCCCCCUGGAGGCGGCUCCUUUCGGCUUCACCCGCCAGGGAUGCAAAUGGCGGCCUCGCUCGGAAGCCCCGAGGGCCGAGGCGCUCGCUCGCUUGAAAGGGGAGAGCGCCGGCCGGGAAAGCCUCGCGGGCGCCCGAAGCUCGCCUGCCGCGCUGCCCAGGCCGAACCUGCUGCUGGCGGAGGCCCCGGGCGAGCCGGCCCUGGAGCGGUUGGAAGGGGAGGCCGCAGCGCGCCGCGCUCACCUCCUGAGGCCUUCGCGGAGGCCGCCCGAGAGCGGGGUGGUUCCGAGGAGCCUGGCGGCGAGACUGUGGGCGGGGCCGCCGAGUGAGGCUCUGAGGAAAGGAGCCUUUGUGCGAGGCGGCGCUCGGGCUCCCUCUGGCGGCCUCUGCCGGCCGCGCCCGGAACUGCGCCGCUUGGCUCGCCCGCUGCCUGCCACGCCGAGGCGGGUGUGUGCGCCAGAGAGAUAAUCCCCCGCCACUGUGCAGCUGUCACACAUGCCAACUGUCCUUGUCAAGGGAGGACAGCCCCGCUUACGCGCUCGCUUUGCAAGCGCAGCCCGCUCGUCUCCACGGAGCUGUCCCUUUAGCAAGCAAAUCGCGCGGCGGGUUUCCAUGGAGGUGGAAGGGAAGGGAGGCUGCGGUGUGACCCCCCCUCCUCCUGCCACUCACGUUGCUUCUCUCUCCCUCCCCCCCCCCCGCCUCCAGCUGUAAAUUCUUCUCCUGCUGUGCAGGUUCGGCUCGCUGCUUCGUCCUCAGACCGUAACCGAGUCUCUCAGCUGCGAACUGGGUCAAAAAACUCUGGCACUUCCUCUUGCACAGCUUCGCCUUGAAAGGAAAACCUCGGCUAGUUUCAGUGGAGCCUCUUUUCCAAUGUGCUUAGGUUCGCAACCUUACGCUCCAGUGGUAAACACAUUAAUUUCCUGGCAUCCUCUUAUGUAAAUAGAGAUGCUGGAGCUCAAGUUUGUGUUUAUCCUGGUUUCUAAUCGCAGAUGUUUGGCAGGUUGCGGUUACUACCGGGGAAAAAAGCAUUUCUGCAUGGUUAUAUUGUUUCUUCAGACGUUCAUUGAAAACAGAUUUUCCGGGCUGACGGGGACUUGCUUCCACAAAGCUCUCUUAGCCAGAAUGUCAGGCGCAUCACUGUAAUUAUUGUUCAGUGGCGAAGAAAAAAAGCACUCUGCACCUGCUCAAACAC
Podarcis lilfordi (Lilford's wall lizard) is the source of this 4401-nucleotide messenger RNA. The record is from the annotation of a GenBank genome assembly. Lineage: Eukaryota; Metazoa; Chordata; Lepidosauria; Squamata; Lacertidae.